AUGUCUCGGUUGAAAGUACUCGUUGCAUUCCUCGUACAGAUCUCAAUCACAUUCGAUCCCUUUAUGUAUCUUACACUUCCUCUGCCUGUCACGAAAACAUGGCGGCACAUCAUUCACUGGGUUCCUUGGGAUACGAGAAAACGUACGCUGGCUGUCGAAAUCGAGGUUCCGAAGGACUCGAGCUAUGGAUAUCUGAAGAAGCUGUUCGCCAAAUGGUUCGGGGUCGAGGCGGAAAAUUUACGAAUUCUUUACCCGCCCUCGAAGCUGCCCUAUCACACCUCGCUUUCCAAGCGCCUCUCUGACUCGUAUAUCGCAUUUCCUUUCCGCCUCGGCCAUCCGUACGCUCUCCUUGCGGCGGAAGUAUGGUCGCAUAAGUUCUACAAGUUUUACGACGACUAUAUGAAUUUGACCGAACUCGCCGAGAAAGAUACCCUAGUCACGUCCUCCUUUACGUUUGGCGCCAAACCGAAACUACCUCCCAAAACCGACCCGAACGCCCCAUCCCUUCUACCUAUAUUCCACAUCUCCGAGGCUCAACGCAGUACAGCGUUUGGCGUACCGUUCUUUGUGUUACUCACCCCUGCUGAAGCCAGUUCGCGCGAGGAGAUCUACCGAGCUGUGGUUGAACGGUUGUUCCUUAGCGAGGACGAAGAUGGUGAAGGGGAGUUGGCGGACGAGGCGGACGAGGCGGACGAGGCGGACGAAGCUGAAAUCGUGGCCAAGGAGGAAGCGUCUACGGAGCCCGCUCAGGAUGACGGAAAACUCGCACCUCCUGCUGACCCGCAAGGGGAAGAGGACUUCGAGGUGAUCGGUCCGCAAACCGAAUUAUUCGAGCUACGACUAUUUAACUCGGUAACAGCGACUGGGAUCGAAACAGGGUUCAAUAUGAAUGCUUCUUCCGUUCGAUGGGUCGACUGGAAUACGCGUGAGCAGGCGGCAAAACCGGACCCAACUCUAUCUGACCCCGAGAGCGAGGAUGGCAGCGCAGUAAUUGUCGAGAAGCUGUCUCAACCCACGCCGCUGGUCAAGCCCACUGACGCUCUUGUAUGCCAGUGGUCAUCGCCAAUGCAGACACAUUUCUUUGGCUCCGAGUCUUCGCUUUUCGACGAGUGGGAGGAGUUUAUACACCCAGAAGUCCAGGCGGCGCGGGAUGCACAAAUCAAAUCUCGUUCAGGCAGGCGUUCUAUCGAUCUCGAAGAUUGUCUCGACGAACUCACGAAGGAAGAGCAACUUGGCGAGGAAGACCUCUGGUAUUUUCCUAGGUGCAAAAAGCAUCAGCAAGCAACCAAGAGAUUCGAGCUCUGGUCCGUACCCGAUAUACUUGUCGUCCACCUCAAACGUUUCUCCAAUGCCCGAGCCAUGCGAGACAAGAUCGAUGCUCUCGUUGAGUUCCCGAUCUCUGGACUUGAUCUGAGUUCACGAGUUGGAGAGACCGGUCAAUCGGAUGAAUGCGUGUAUGACUUGUUUGCGGUUGAUGAACAUAUGGGCGGUCUUGGUGGAGGUCACUAUCGGGCAUAUGCGAAGAACUUGUCCGAUGGCGAAUGGUAUCACUUUGACGACAGUUAUGUCAGCAAGUCGAGCGCUGAAGACUCGGUCAAUGCUAACGCAUAUUUGUUGUUCUACCGAAGACGCUCGUCAGAUUCCAAGGCUGUGAUCAAGAAGGUUCGUGCACGAGUUGACUCGAAUCAGGAACCUGACUCCCAAAAGUCUAUUGACAUGGGAGGGCAGUCUGUCGUGCGCGUACCAGACGAAGCGGAUCCCCCACCGUUCGAACUCUCAGACCUUGAUGUUCUCGUUCCUCCAUCUGCUUACGACCUACCCGAGUCUCAGGCUUCCUAUGAUCUCCCAGGGCCAUACAGAUCCAACCCUGGCGGCUCCGACGACGACCCCACCUUCACCACGCCAUCACCAGUGACCACCGGCUCCGCUGGCGCCGAGUACGAUUCACUUGAAGAGAAAGACCAAGAUGGUGUAGAGAGGCUAGGGGGGGUCGCGGUCGAGGUUACGACCACCACGACCACGGAGAAGAAAGAGUUAUAG
This is a messenger RNA of Rhizoctonia solani, 2040 nucleotides long. RefSeq names its product ubiquitin carboxyl-terminal hydrolase. Gene Ontology annotation, molecular function: cysteine-type deubiquitinase activity. The transcript is spliced from 8 exons. Gene Ontology annotation, biological process: protein deubiquitination. The record is from RefSeq and is a predicted model, not a curated record. NCBI's taxonomy places the organism in Eukaryota, Fungi, Basidiomycota, Agaricomycetes, Cantharellales, Ceratobasidiaceae. Bases 1 to 2040 code for a protein of 679 amino acids.